Molecule: messenger RNA, 3028 nt
Organism: Phalacrocorax carbo (great cormorant)
Lineage: Eukaryota; Metazoa; Chordata; Aves; Suliformes; Phalacrocoracidae
Source: RefSeq, a predicted model, not a curated record
GACAUCUAGGAAGAUGUGCAAAGGUCAGUGCUGGCUAUUUUCCAUGUUAAGCUACAUGUUUUUAUUUCUUUCCAUCAUUGUAUUUAAAUGUAUCUACAUUCUCUUACAUCCUGGAUGGUGAUUUUAGAGUUGCUUUGCCAGACCUACAGUCAAUCUACACAUCACCUGUGGUCUCGUGGCAUGAUGAGUGAUUGUGCAGCUUGUAGGCUCGUUGAUUGUGUCAGUCCUUUGCUGUUAAUUGCUGCCUAACACGUGGUCAGGCAAGUUGUGUGAACCAGGAGCCUAUUUCUGCACCCUUAAUUCCCAUUUGUAUUUCCAUGGAACAGGAUGAUACUACUCAUGUGUCUGAGACCCACAGGGUAGGACUAGAAGGCUAUUAAAUAUGCGGACAUAGCAAAAAUGUUGCAUUGUUAAUUUUGAAAACCAAAUAUUGGUAUUCAUCGUGAAAUAUUCAAACAGUUCCUUAGACAUGUUAGCAAUCUAGGGGGAAAUUUAUUUUCCAUGUAUUAAUUAGGAAAAUGCAGAUACCCUUUAGGCAAGAUUGAUUAUUGUGAAGAAAAAAGAGAAUUUUUUUGCUUUGCCUGUUUCUUUUGUUUUUUUAAAGAAGCAUAGCUAAAAGCAUAAAGCAUCAUUUUACCUUCUGGCACUUGUCCAAAAAUUGCUGAAAACCCAAGGUGGAUUAAGGGCAGGCUUUUUUUCAUAGCUAGAUGAAGAUGUGACGUUACUUCAUGCUUUCCAGUUUGUUUGUGUUCUUUGUGCCUUGACAAAGGCGCCCAAGGCAGUCCUGCAGUGGAAUCUGGACUUUCCGACUGUCGGGGAUAAAGGCAAUUUGAAUAUCUCUUUUUGUCACUUCAAGGUUUUUUCUUUAGUCUCUCUCUGUAAUCAAAAGUAACACUGCACGCCAGGACAGCUUGUGUCUGAGCAAGUGGAUGGUGUUACUGUACCACCCUUAAGCCAGAGUGUCUGUGGGGGAGGCAUGCUCUGAACUACAUCUCCCAGCAGCCCGUGCUCGCUGCCUGAAGGAAGCUGUCACAGUGGUUCCUCCUGGACUUUGAGCAGGGAUUUUAAGUCUGAGAGCGACAGUGUCCUGAGGAUCCUGUUUCACGCAGCCCUCUGUCUUGCCACAAAAAAGGGCAGCUCCUCUCCCUGGCAGGAGAGCUGGGAUGGCGGUGCGGGUGACGGUUUUGCCUUCCCACAGGUGUCUGUUCGAUGACCCUGUGCAGAUCUGCGUGGCAGGGCUCCUGCCGCAGCAGGUGGUCACGCUCCGAGCCAGCCUGGUGGAUGAGAGCGGGGAGCUUUUCCAAGCCCACGCUCACUAUAGAGCUGGGAGCAAUGGAGAGCUCGACCUCAGCCACUCCCCAGCACUGGGGGGGAGCUAUUCUGGAGUGGAGCCGAUGGGGCUGCUCUGGUCUCUGCAGUCUAAAGCGCCCUAUAAGCGGCUGGCAAAGAGGAACGUCCUUACCCCUUUCUAUGUGGAAUUUGAAGUGUAUGAGGGCCACAUGGAGACAAGCUGCUUGCUGGGAAAAUGCACCAAUGAACGAUGGUUUUUAGGAGAGGGGGUGAAGAGGAUUUCGGUCAGAGAAGGUCGUCUGAAAGCAACCCUCUUCCUCCCUCCUGGACCUGGUCCAUUCCCCGGACUUAUUGAUUUGUAUGGAUCUGGAGGAGGUCUUGUGGAAUACAGAGCAAGUCUCCUGGCUAGCAGAGGCUUUGUGACUCUGGCUCUUGCUUAUAUGGCCUUUGAAGAUCUCCCUGCUAUGCCAGAGAUUCUUGAGCUGGGCUAUUUUGAGGAAGCUGUAAACUUUUUGCGGAAGCAGCAGCAGGUGAAAGACACUGGGAUUGGCGUUUUGGGCUUGUCUAAAGGAGCUGAUCUAGCCCUUUCCAUGGCCACAUUUCUACCUGGCAUCAAGGCAGCUGUCAGCAUAUCUGGAAGUGGUUUUAAUUCUUUCAUUCCCCUGCAGGGGGAUGGCUUCACUGUUCCUCCCCACCCAUAUGAUUUGAGGAGGAUGAAGACCGAUGAUAAAUCUGGCCUAGUAGAUUUUUCAGAUAUCCUAGAUGAUCACAGGGACCCAGCGACUUGGCAUUGCCGCAUUCCAAUGGAGAGGUCCUUGGCCAAGUUCCUCUUCCUGUCAGGACUGGAUGACACAAACUGGAAAAGUGACCUCUAUUGCAGGGAUGCUGUUCAGCGCCUUCAGCAGCAUGGACGGGAAGUGGAGUUUUGCUCCUAUUCUGGAGCAGGACACCUCCUGGAGCCACCAUACUUGCCUCUGUGCCAGGCUUCAAUCCACAAAGUGCUUGGGGUGUUUGUGCAUUGGGGAGGGCAAUGGAGGGAGCAUGCCAAAGCCCAAGAAGAUGCAUGGCACAGGAUACAGGCCUUUUUCUGGCAACAUUUGAUGGACUCAGACGUCCCUAAGAGCAAGCUGUAGUGGAAGCUGUCAAAGAUGCUGACCAGGGUUGGUAUUUUGGCUCUCACUGAAUCUUGGAAACUCAUCCAGAGUUUCCUGCCCUGCUUUCCUCUGAACCCCACUGUUGCACAAUUGUUUCUUUUCAUUCCCCAAUUAAUUUUCCAUUUUUUAGUUGAAUUUUAGUUAUCUUCUGGCUCCAUCUGCACCAUCUGAUCUGUCUGUGUGCUGUAGUCAUCUGAAAAAAACCCAGCAUGCUGUCAUGCAGGUAGCAUUUGUACUGAGCUAUCUUUACCCUCAGACUCCACUGAAUUGUUUAGUCUUGCACCUUUAACUAACACUUUCUUGCGACAACACAUUAGUAUACUCACCUUUCCUCCUGGUAUAUAAUUUUCUCAUAUUUCUUAGUAAAAAGGUUGCAGCAGUUCUGAUCUCACCUAGGUAAAGGGACACUCUUCUGACUUAUUCUGAAGUGCAGUGAUAACAUUUUUUUUCUAGUACCUCAAAAACAGAAGUAGUGAAUCUUACCCAGGUUACGCUGGCUGUAUCUCCUGCUCUGACUCCAGAUAAGUUAUGUAUCAGUGUAAAGUUUCCACGGCACUACUCAAUAAAUACAAUGCAUAUGUGUA